Callorhinchus milii (elephant shark) is the source of this 2026-nucleotide messenger RNA. RefSeq names its product general transcription factor IIH, polypeptide 2 (gene gtf2h2). Gene Ontology annotation, biological process: nucleotide-excision repair; regulation of transcription by RNA polymerase II; DNA-templated transcription. The transcript has 16 exons. Gene Ontology annotation, cellular component: transcription factor TFIIH core complex; transcription factor TFIIH holo complex. The record is from RefSeq and is a predicted model, not a curated record. The coding region runs from base 88 to 1269 and encodes 393 amino acids. Gene Ontology annotation, molecular function: zinc ion binding. NCBI's taxonomy places the organism in Eukaryota, Metazoa, Chordata, Chondrichthyes, Chimaeriformes, Callorhinchidae.
GAGGGGCGGAGCGCGGGGGGGGAAGCGUUUGUGUGAGGCACCGAGAGGCUCAGGCUCCCAACUCAGAUUUACAAAAAAAACGGAACUAUGUAUGACGAACCAGAAAGAACAAAACGGUGGGAAGGAGGUUAUGAGAGGACUUGGGAAGUCCUUAAAGAAGAUGAGUCGGGUUCACUUAAAGCUAGUGUUGAUGAUCUCCUCUUCAAAGAAAAAAGGAAAAGAGUUUGUGAGCACUAUGGACAAGUUAGACUUGGAAUGAUGCGACACUUGUAUGUGGUAGUAGACAUGUCGAGAUCAAUGGAAGAUCAGGAUUUGAAACCUAAUCGACUUGCCUGUACACUAAAGUUGCUGGAAUAUUUUGUAGAAGAAUACUUUGACCAAAAUCCCAUUAGUCAGAUCGGUAUCAUUAGUACAAAAACUAAACGGGCAGAGAAGAUGACCGAGCUUGCAGGCAACCCAAAGAAACAUAUUGAAGCACUGAAGAAAGUGGUUGGUGUUGCAUGCAGUGGGGAGCCGUCACUUUAUAAUUCACUCAGCUUGGCAAUGGAAACUCUAAAGCACAUGCCAGGACACACCAGUCGUGAAGUCAUUGUUAUUUUUAGCAGCCUUACAACUUGUGAUCCAUCCAACAUUUAUGACCUGAUUAAGUGCUUGAAGGCUGUUAAAAUUCGAGUGUCAGUGAUUGGUCUGUCGGCAGAAGUUCGUGUCUGUACCAUGCUCACCCGUGAAACUGGCGGUACUUACCAUGUUAUUUUAGAUGAGAACCAUUUCAAAGAGUUGCUUAUGUAUCAUGUGAGCCCUCCACCUGCCAGCUCUACCUCAGAGUGUUCCCUUAUUCGUAUGGGUUUCCCCCAGCAUACAAUGGCAUCAUUUUCAGAUCAAGAUGCAAAACCAUCUUUUAGUAUGGCACAUUUAGAUAGCAGUAGUGGGCCAGUGUUAACACUUGGUGGAUAUUAUUGCCCCCAGUGCAGAGCUAAAUAUACUGAACUACCUGUAGAAUGUAAAGUAUGUGGUCUUACAUUAGUGUCUGCGCCCCACUUGGCAAGAUCUUAUCACCACCUGUUCCCAUUGGAUGUGUUCAGAGAAACUCCACUGGAGAGGAUUCAGGGAGAAAGAUACUGUCAAGGCUGCCAAGGGGAGAUGAAAGAUCAGAAUGUUUACAUCUGCACUGUAUGCCAGAAUGCCUUUUGUCUGGAGUGUGACAUUUUUAUUCAUAACACAUUGCAUUGCUGUCCCGGGUGCAUCCACAACCAAUCUGAUCCUCAGUGAUGGUCAAAUAAUGCAUUUGGUUAAUGGAGAGCUAGAUUUGAAUAACUAAUUUGCAGAACUAUCUUCUGUGUCUAUAGCUGGGAACCUUGUUUACAAAAACGUAUAUUGUUCAUACUAUGCCUGAACUGUUCAAUCCGGUUUUGUAAAAAUCAGGUCUUUUCAUGUCUGUGAAAUGAAACGAAUAGUUCAUUUUAAAAUCAAUUUAGCAAAAAAAAACCAGCAACUGAAUAGGUCUUAGCCAUAUGCAUGUUGACCUCAAAUACCUUUUCUUACGGUUUUUGUUUUCAGUUUCUAUUACCUUUACCUGACAUUUCCAGUUGUUUUUUCCCCCCUUCAUUUUCUCCGCUUUUCUGAAGUUAUUGCUUCUUGCUGUGAUAGAAUGAUGCUCACCCUCUUGAUACCUCAACAAAUGGCUAUUCUUUAUGUGUGAACUUGAACUUUUGAGUGUUGACAAGCUAUUUAAUUGUGCUGGCUAUCACAGUGGAACCCUUGCUGCCCUUACUUGACAUUCAUAUGUACGCAUUUCCAGCAGGAGUCAGUAGAUAGCAAUCAUGAUUGGAAAGCUGAGCUGAUUAUUUCCCCCCUUUCCUACCCCCAUAACCUGUGGCCGAUUGUAGCACCUUUACUAUUUUUCAGCUAAGAUUGGCUAAAACUCAUCCCAGUCUGGGAUCAAACCUGUAACUUUCUGGAUUUGAAAAAUUCUGUUGACAUUAAUAAUAAUCCUUUGAUAUAGCCCCUUAUCACGUUGUUCUGACAU